GUGUUUCAGCUCAGCGGAAGUAAAACAAAACGGCUCCAGCAGCAGCUUGUGUUGUCUUGUUGUGUUUUAGCUAAAUAUUCAGUAACAAUGUCUUCAUUUCAGCAGCUGAGGGAUUUUAUCAGACAGAGACUAACUGCUGCUGCGGAAGAAAUCUUCACUCAGGUAGAAAAAACCAUCUUCCGCUACGAGGAGGAGAUUAAACUGCUGGAAAAAUGCUGGAAACCUCAGAUAAAACUCACCAGAAUCGACGAGCCAAAGCAGCAUGUCACCAAUACGAAAGACCCAGAGCUUUGGGUCGGUCAGAACCUCAAGAAGAAACCAGAACCUCAAAAAAUUAGACAGAACCAGCAGGAACCAGAACCUCAUUGUAUUGGAGGGAAACAUGAUCAUAUUCAGAUUAAAGACCAGAAGGAACCAGAGUUUGGAGAAACGGUGAUCCAGUACCAAGAGGAGAUCAGAAAGCUGGAUAUCUGCUGGAAUCAGCUCACCAGAACCGACUUCCCAAAGCAACAAGUCUGGAAGGAAGAGGACGUUCUCAAUGACCAGAGGGAACCAGAACCGCCACAGUUUACAGAAGAACCAGAAAAUGGACCGUCAGAUUCAGAUUAUCUGCAGUGUGAAGAGGACCAGAAGAAUCCAGAAGGUUUGGGUGUGAAGGUGGAUGAGGAGGAUGUAGAUCUUCCUCAGUUUGAGGAUGAACCUCCAGAGUUUGAAGAUGGUGAAAUAAAUUCAGAGUUUAUGGAUAUUAAAAAGGAUCCGGAAGAACCUAUGAAGAUCAAAGAAGACCAAGAAAAACUAGAACCUCCAGAGUUUGAAGAGAAACUAGAGAACCCAGAAGGUUUAAAGGUUAAAGCGGACGAGAGAGAUCCAGAACCUCCACGAAUUAAAGUCAAACAGGAGGAACCAGAACCUCCACGGUCUGACGGUGAACAUGAGCAACCAGAACCAGAACCUCCACGGUCUGAUGGUGAACAUGAGCAACCAGAACCAGAACCUCCACGGUCCGAUGGUGAACAUGAGCAACCAGAACCAGAACCUCCACGGUCCGAUGGUGAACAUGAGCAACCAGAACCAGAACCUCCACGGUCUGACGGUGAACAUGAGAAACCUCAGUGGCUCACUUUCCUGAUCCAGAGCAGCCAGCAGAUCCAGCAGCUGUUAUCGACGUGUGAAUCCAACGCCUUUAUGGAGCCGUUGCCUUCUGAUCAACCAGAACCAGACAAGGAACAGCUUCACCAUCAGAACCGUCCAGAACUUCAGCACCGUUUCUACUCAGGUGCAACGCUGGAUACUGAGCAGAUCACAGAGGAACGUAAUGGAUCAGAACCGCCACCUGUCCAGCAGGAGAGGAAGAAGCUCUGCAGCGGCUGGGAGGCAGAACAGUUUAUGGCAGCAGGGUCUCAGGAACAUGGCUGGAUUGGACCAGAACCAGAACCAGAGCAGUUUCAGUGUCAGAACCCUGCAGAGGAGCAGCAAACUUUUAUCGACCUUAAAACUAUUUAUUCAUGCGAUUCUGAGCAGAUGCAAGAGGAACCAGAACCUCCACGUUUUCAGCAGCAGGAAGCAGUCAGGAGUUGGGAGGAGAAACUUCUAAUGGCCUCAACUUGUCAACAACAUGGCUGGUUUCAGCCAGAACCAGGCGCUGGUCCGCUUCACUGUCAGAACUCGCCAGAAGAUCACCACAGAUUCAUGGAGCUUUACGGUUUCUACUCCGGUGUGAUACCAGGUCAGGAGCAGUAUGGAUCAGAACCCGUCCAGCAGCAGCAAAAGAGCCCAGACUGGGAGCAGCAGGUCGCUCCGACCCGACCUGCAGCUGAGGACCAGAACCAGGAAGGAACCAGCUCUGCAGGGUCAGAGCGUCGUUCUCACACCAACACUGUGAAGUUCAGUAAAUGCUACGUGUGCAGUGCCGUAGUGAAAUCUCAGAGUUUGAAUCAGCAUCUAAAGACGCAUCCGGGUGUGAAACCGUAUGUUUGCAAGCGCUGUGGAGAACGCUUCGCCCAACAUGCUCGCCUGAGGGACCACAAGAUGACCCACCUGGUGGACGACCUGAAAGCUCGGCAGCUAGCCGGAGUCAAAAGCAGACAGAAGAACUUCUUCUGCGAAAUAUGCAAGCGAGGCUUUGCUGAACUUGCUUUUCUAAAAAAUCACUACAAAGCUCACAAGUGGGAGCAGCCAUUUUGUGAAACCUGUGGGAAACAUUUCACUUCUGAAUAUUCACUCAAGUCUCACCUGAAAAUACACCAGAGGAAACGUGCAAAGCCAUUUUACUGUGGGUUAUGCAAGAAAAGGUUCGCUUGUCAUUCAACCAAGAAAUCCCACAUGAAGAGGCACAAAGAACAGGAACCCAUAUCGUAUAAAACAUGGCGGGAAACGUCCAACACCACAAAGCCAUUAGUUAACCACCGAGAAACUUCCUCAGCUGCUGAGACUUUGUUUUGUAGAAUAUGCAAAAUACUUUUUCUUUAUAGGACUUCUUAUAUUGCCCACAUGAAGUCCCACAAAAGUCCGGCCAACAAAUGUCGCAAAUGUGGGAAAAGUUUUAAAGAUAAACAGAGGCUGGCAGCCCACAGGAAGUCCCACAAGAAGAAACCAACCUUAAAUUGUAGCAAAUGUGGGAAAAGUUUUAAAGAUAAACAGAAGCUGGCAGCCCACAGGAAGUCCCACAAGAAGAAACCAACCUUAAAUUGUAGCAAAUGUGGGAAAAGAUUUCAAGAUAAAUCUGAAGUAGGUGCCCACAUGAGAAGCUGUGGAAAGCUCUAUGGAUGUGAGGAAUGUGGAAAUAGGUUUUCCUCAUGGAACGGAGUCAGACGCCACCAGAAAGGUGGACAUUGCAGGGGAAAAGUUCAGUCUGUGAACUAGUUUUUUUUUUAAUGCUUUUCUUCAGUACUAGUGAUGUUGCAAAGAUGAGAAAUAACUUUCUGUAAAAUAUUUGGAAGGUUGUUGUUUGAUUUUUGUUUCGUUUUUAGAUGUUGUGUUCACUGAUUUACUUGCUGAGAGACCUUGAUGGUGUUCAGCCGUAUUUAGAGGUCUGAGGCUCUGACCUCAUGUUGCUUGUUGGGACGUCCAUUCCUGGAUUGGAGGCUGGUUCAAAUCUGAAUUUCUUAAUAAAAAGUUGCAUAUUUAACAUUCAAAUCAUCAGCCAAUCCUCACAGGAUUGGAGUUUAUAAUAUGUUAUUUAAAUCUUCACCUUCCAGUUCAUCUUUAGAAGCUUCUGCUGUGACCGACGGACGGAACAAAAGUCUUGACAGAGAUGGAGGUCCGACCCGAUGAACUCAGCAGAUGAAGGAAACUGCUUCAGGAUGAUAAGCGGUGACAAACUUCUGGUAGCGUUGUUUUAUUUUUAAGUUAUCUUUAUUGAACAUUUAAACAAGCAAACAAAGAACAGAUAGUCUUUAUCACAAAAAAAUAGUCUGAACCCAUUCAACACCACACAGUCAGGGCAUAAAAAAGUAACUUCUGUAAUUCAGAAUCAAAACUAUAAUGGGUUUUAUUACUGCGGCAACAUCAUUGAAUACAGGUGAACCAGCUUUUUGUGUUUAUCAGAACUGGUGUGCAGUUAAUCAUUCAGGCUCUCUGACUCCGACAUACGGCCCUAAUGUAGGGGUAAAACUAGCAGCAGUGAGCAGGACCGAAGACAUUUGAUUGACAGCUGACUGCAUUCGCUGAUUGGCUCCUGCUUUAUCUCACAACAAACAGCAAAGUAUAGUUUAACUGCGGAGCGCAGACAUGAAGUCUGCUGUCAGAGACCUGCUCAAUAUGGAGGAUUGCGAAUUUUUGUGUUGAUUCACAGCAGGGUGCCAACAUUUGUGUCCAGGUGUGUAUGAAGCCUCUGCACAGGAUAUUUAAUAUGCAGGUCACUUUACACACCAAACUGUUGAUUUUCUUUUCAAUUCCUUCUGUUUAAAGUUUUUAUGACACCAAUGUUCUGAUCAGUUGUAUUUUUGAAAGUUUUGAUUCUGAAAUAAAAGAAAGUGUAACUGA
This is a messenger RNA of Xiphophorus hellerii (green swordtail), 3984 nucleotides long. RefSeq names its product zinc finger protein 135-like. The transcript has 3 exons. Lineage: Eukaryota; Metazoa; Chordata; Actinopteri; Cyprinodontiformes; Poeciliidae. Bases 88 to 2862 code for a protein of 924 amino acids. The record is from RefSeq and is a predicted model, not a curated record. Gene Ontology annotation, molecular function: RNA polymerase II cis-regulatory region sequence-specific DNA binding; DNA-binding transcription activator activity, RNA polymerase II-specific. Gene Ontology annotation, biological process: regulation of transcription by RNA polymerase II. Gene Ontology annotation, cellular component: nucleus.